GAGUUCCGUCCCAUGAUCUGCAAAUGUGGGACAAUACGGUUGAAGGUUAAAAAAAAAACCCUCAUAAUUAGAUGUCUUCAAUCCUUACCUCGUUGGUGUUGGUGUAGUGUGUUUGUGUGUCCGUCGUAAUCAUCGAAGACAACAUCAGCCCGUCGUAGCAGAAUACUUUUGGUGUUUUAUUGGCUUUGUUUGUGGGUCAUAACAAUCUAGGGAAGCUCUACGACCAUGGUUCCUCCGUUGAUUGCUCCAUGAUAAGGCAAAACAACAGCCCAACGACGUCCAAGGCGACAACGACGACGACCUGGGAGUCAGUUCAACCCCAACUAGUGUCUGUCGUAUUGUGCAUGCAAUCGAAUUAGCUGAAAACGAAAAAGAAGAAAAGACGAAGAAGUUAUUUGCAUAUGAAAAUCUCCAGCAAGCAAAGUAGUGGUAGAAUGUAGUGUCCAGAGCAGAGUACCUACUUGUGUCAAUUACCUACACACAACUCAGCUCUCGACGACGACGACGACGUCGUCCGAGAUUUAUCAAUUGAACGAGGACGGGGAUCACACACUCGACCGUGUUUGUUUGUAGCAGCAGCAGUAGAUUUGCAAAUCCAGGGAUUGAACAGCAUAGGGGCGGCUGUGACAACGGAGUAGGUUGCGUAGCGCAGCGAUGCACUUCUCCAUUCCGGACACGCAGGAGUUCGGGCCGGACAAUGCGGGAUCGUCGUUCACGGGCUUCAACAUCCACAUCAACGGCAGCUUCCACUGCUGCCUGCGGUACAAACAGCUGCACAGCCUGCACGAGCAGCUGAAGCGUUCGCUGCCCACGCUCGUGCUGCCGAGCUUUCCACCCAAGAAGCUACUGCCGCUGACGCCCGGCCAGAUCGAGCAGCGGCGGAUCAGCCUCGAGCGGUACAUUCAACUAGUCGGCCAGGAUCCGGUGCUAUGCCGGUCGGAGCUGCUCCGGGCGUUCCUGCUCAACGCCCAGCAGGAGUCCUCGUUCACCGAGUGCCGCGAGGUCAGCGUGGACGUGUUCCUGAUGAACGGCUACCGGAUACAGACCAAGGCCUUCACCACCGACUGCUCCAGCAAGGUGCUGGAGAAGGCGUGCGCCUUCAUCGACCUGCCCAAAGAGUACACGUACUACUUCUCGCUGUAUCUGGUGCGCAAGGAGUCCAACGGGGACAUCGCCAUCACGAAGAAGCUGAUGGACUUUGAGGCGCCGUACAUCUCCCAGAAGCAGUGGGAAGACUGCAAGAUUGUGAUACGGACCAGCUACUGGGACGCCAACUACGACCUGGAACUGAUGCGGGACCGGAUCGCGCUGAACCUGCUCUACAUCCAGGUGCUGAGCGACGUCGAGCGGGGCUGGAUCAUCACGACCCGCGACCUGGCCGAGCAGCUGACUGACCUGCAGGCUCGGGGGAACAAGCGCGAGUACGUGGAGAUCGUCCGGAAGCUUCCGCUGUACGGGUGUCUGCAGUUCCCGCGGGUUUGCGUCGACUACCCGCAGCCCAACACGCUGGCCACCGUCAUCAUCGGCAACCGGGAGCUGAACCUGCUGACCAACUACGGCAAGAAGAUCCAGGAGACCAAGUUCAAGGUGACGAGGAUCCGCUGCUGGAGGGUGACCACCAUUCACAACAACGAGGAAAUCUCCUCCAACUCGUCGUCGGAGAGCCGCGAGCCGUCCAACAACCUGGAGCUGUCGUUCGAGUACCUGAUGGCGAAGAACCAGCUCAAGUGGAUCACCGUCUACAGCGAGCAGUCGAUGCUCAUGUCCGUGUGCCUUCAGUCGAUCGUGGACGAGCUGCUGAACCAGAAGAACGGCUCCGACAUCAACAACAUCCAGACUCACCAAGCCGAGUUUGCUCGCCUGUCCUACAUCCGGCGCGACGGUUCCAACUACUGCAUUACCGACUCCAGCUCGACAGAUACCCUAAGUAGCAUAAGUGACAGCAACAGUACAUCGAAUCAGUCCAACAACGGCAGCAGCACCACCACCACGACCACCACCAACAACGGUACCUCGUUCAUCCGACGAAAGCUCAAGGAGUUCAACACGACGGUGCGCUUCAAGAACGGCAAGGAUUCGGUCCACAACGAAGCCUUCGAGUGGAUCGGCGACGACGAUUUGUAGCUUCGGUCUUCGGUUAGGAGGAAGUGCUGAAAGGGAACUCUCUAUCUUUUCGUUUGGAAACAAUAUUUUUUUCACAGCAGACACACAGUACGUACACCAAUACAGUAAAACACUAUUCAUACUAUUUGCUAAACUGCUCAAUACACACAACUGUAAUGACUACAGGCUAGAGGUUAUGAAUGCAACAGGGCACAUGUUCCAGUAAUAGUAAACAAAACAAACACACUAACACUGCUACAAAAACACAUCAGUAAGAUUAAGGAAGGAACCUACAAGCGAAUUUAAGUAUACUCCCUCAAACAUUUACCCGUUUUGUAUUUAAUUUGUACAUUUUUUUACAAUCGAUUAUGUUUAUACAUUCAAGUUGACUUUUGUAUAGAAUAAACGAACUAAAACUAAGAAAUCUUCAUCAAAACAAAAGAAAAGAAUAAAAACUAACAUUUAUGCAAAGUCUUCCAUUGACUAAACGAACAAGCAACCAACAAAUAUCCAGUUUAAUCAGGAAUAAACCACUCUCUACAAACGAAGAACAAAGAUUUAAGACUAUAUCGGUUUAGCGUUUAAGUUAAAAAAAAAUACAUUUUGUUCAUUUGUGCCAAUAAAAACCUAAUACAUACUACAAAACACUAACAAAUAAACUCAAAUAACAAGCUACUACUCAAUACGAAUACUGCUACACUUUACACAAAGAACACACACUCUCUCCUACACACGCUGAUGUUAUCAAUCAAAUUAAACAAAGUUAAAAAGAAACACCUGCUUCUGUAGUAAGCACGUCAGCACUGGAUCAGGAAAGCGUGAAAUUAAAAUCAAAUUUGUACUAAACAAAACACUACAACUAGGCACUAUCCGCACGCGUCAGAAGCUGCUGAUAUUUGGAGGUUAGGGAAGAAAAUAAAAGUUAAAAACAAGUGAUAGAAGUUGUAAAGUUGUGUAUUUCUGUUUUUUUUUUUUUUGGCUAUGUAAGGAGUCCACAGUGGAUAAUCCCGUAAGAAAGAAUGUAAUAGUAUGUGAAGAAAAGGAUUAAAAUACACAUGAAUUUAUGAAUUGCAA
This is a messenger RNA of Culex quinquefasciatus (southern house mosquito), 3177 nucleotides long. It is a transcript of the gene Snx17, whose product is annotated as sorting nexin-17. Bases 655 to 2124 code for a protein of 489 amino acids. The record is from RefSeq and is a predicted model, not a curated record. NCBI's taxonomy places the organism in Eukaryota, Metazoa, Arthropoda, Insecta, Diptera, Culicidae. Gene Ontology annotation, cellular component: early endosome. The transcript has 6 exons. Gene Ontology annotation, molecular function: phosphatidylinositol binding. Gene Ontology annotation, biological process: intracellular protein transport.